AUGGUCAAAUACAACGAUUCUCUAUAUGACUACAUAGCCAAAAGGGAGAAGGACCCUGGCACCAUCUUGGUCAAGUUCGCGCGUCUAGGUUUUGACCCGCGGAAAACCGAGCCUCAUAUUGUCAUACAGUGCAAUAAGAGGGUCGGGAAGAUGGCCAAGAAGUUCUUUGCACAAAGGCACGUAAAAGAGGAUCUUUUGCUGGGCUUAAAAGUCAUUAUAUUGGACAAACCGCCGGUAGAGGUUGCAAAUGACGACACGAUAGAUGUCCUUUCCGACUCCCUUCCUGACAAGACAAUGUGCGGAAUGCGUAUCACGUUGAGUGGAGGCGGCAAGUCUGUCAGCUGUACUCUUGGUGGGGUCAUCAUUGUCAAAACCGAUCAGAAACGCAUGUAUGGACUUAUAGCUGGGCAUCCAUUGAAGAAACUUCGAGGGGACCCUUCUGGCAAGCAGCCGACGUAUGAAGUCUACGGAUCAUCUUCAGAAGAUGACGAGGAUUCCGACAGCAGCAACACUUCUGCAGACACAUCAGUGAUGUCGUCCAAACCGGUACAUUCAGAUAUCGAGGGAACGAAUGAGGAUGAUCCUUUGCAAACGAAACUAAAAAUCGGGACCGUUGUUUCUGAUACUUCCAGUAUCCCAUCAGACAAGAACUACGACUGGGCACUCAUCGACCUCAACCAGAAAUAUGCACUGUCGAAUAUAGUGAUUCGGAAUCCGCAGUUCCAACAAUCCGAUUUCGAAGAUUUUGGAGCAGGUAUUCGCCACUAUUACGCUGAUUGUCAAGACAAGAACAUCACAAAGGAAGUACUUGUGAUCAAACAAGACAAUCCACGUAUGGCAAAAUUAUCCUUGAAUACCUCUUCGUUGGUUAUAUCCCCUGGAUCGGGAUUUGUUAAUGCUCAUGAUGUUACCAUGAAGGAUGGCUCGUUUGAGCCAUUGUCCACCGAGGCAGGAAAUUCAGCUAAAAACACGAAUGAGGGCUAUCAAUACCCAACAACAGACCAGGAUCCUAGUAGCCAGGACUUGCUUCAGCAGAGUAGUGUAGAGUACCCUGUCAUCAAUUCUCCUUCAGACUUUGACCGGGUUCCCGCCCCACAGGUUCCGGAAAAGGAGGAGCGCAACGCACGUCGUGAAGACGAUAAACCAACAGUCCAGCAAUGGCUCCAGGAGCAGGAUGAGGUGCGGGUUAUCCUGAAUUCUCUAUUUGAACCUUUUAAGUUACAGUCUCGCGAGGGGCGUGGGCAUGGGCGUCGGCGUUCGACUCGUUCUCCUGAUUUUGCUGGUGUAUUCAACAGUAGGAGGGACUAUGGUCGUGCAAACAAUUCUGUCCGUGCUGAAAGGGAUCGUGUGGAUAAGAAGUCCAGAUCCAUGGAGCGUUGA
Molecule: messenger RNA, 1380 nt
Organism: Fusarium graminearum PH-1
Lineage: Eukaryota; Fungi; Ascomycota; Sordariomycetes; Hypocreales; Nectriaceae
Exons: 2
Coding region: 1-1380 (459 amino acids)
Source: RefSeq, a predicted model, not a curated record